ACACUAAAAUGGUUCUUGCAGAUUUAGGCAGGAAAUUAAAUGCAGCCCUCUCAUCGCUCAGAGCUGCACCUGUGGUUGACGACAAGGUUAUAGAUGCGCUCCUCAAGGAAGUCUGUGCUGCCCUUCUCGAAUCAGAUGUGAAUGUGAAACUGGUAUCGCAGCUGAGAUCGAAGGUCAAGGCGAAGGUAAAAGCGCAAUUCGAGGCUGGUGCGGAUAGAGGGAAGGAGCAGAAUCGGAAGGCUGUCGUACAGAAGGCAAUAUUCGAUGAACUUGUACAACUCGUGGACCCUGGCGUUGAUUCGUACAAGCCUAGGAAAGGGCAUCCGAACGUUAUUAUGGCUGUCGGUCUUCAGGGGAACGGUAAAACAACGACAUGUACCAAACUUGCAGUUCACUACCAAAAGCGAGGUUUCAAGUCCUGUAUAGUCUGUGCCGAUACCUUCCGUGCAGGAGCGUUCGAUCAAACCCGACAAUCAGCAACGAAAGCCAAAGUAGCGUACUUCGGGUCGUACACGGAAACGGAUCCUGUCACUAUUGCCGCGCAGGGUGUAGCAAAGUUCAAGAAGGAGAAAUUUGAAGUGAUUAUCGUGGAUACGAGUGGACGACAUAAGCAGGAAAGCGAGUUGUUCCAGGAGAUGGUGCAAAUUGGCGAGGCUGUGAAACCGGAUAUGACUGUACUUGUUCUUGAUGCGAGUAUUGGACAGGCGGCAGAGGCGCAGAGUCGGGCGUUCAAGGAGAGUGCGGAUUUCGGUGCAAUUAUUGUUACGAAGAUGGACGGACACGCAAAGGGAGGAGGAGCUAUCUCUGCCGUCGCUGCCACAAAAACGCCAAUCAUUUUCCUUGGUGUUGGUGAACAUCUGACAGACCUUGAUCGAUUUUCUCCUCAACCAUUCAUAUCGAAACUGCUUGGCUUGGGCGAUGUACAAGGAUUGAUGGAACACAUGCACGACCUCGCAAAUGCUAAUCCUGAAAAACAAAAGGAAAUGGCGAAGAAACUCGAGGAAGGAAAGCUCAGUAUCCGCGACUGGCGAGAACAAAUACAAAAUAUUAUGAACAUGGGUCCGCUAAGCAAGAUCGCAUCCAUGAUUCCCGGGUUCCCGCAAGACAUGCUUCAAGGCUCCGACGAAGAAGGCACGCUCCGUAUGAAACGCAUGCUAUACAUAACAGACAGCAUGUCCGCCCAAGAACUCGAUUCCGACGGCUCCCUCUUCCUCACAUUCGGAAAAGACGGAAAACCAGACGGGAUAACAUGGCGCGUCACACGCGUCGCCCGAGGGUCAGGUACAUCCGUGCGCGAAGUAGAAGAACUCCUCUGCCAAUAUCGUAUGAUGGCCAACAUGGCCAAACAAGCUGGAGGGAAGAACGGGUGGAUGCAGGCUGUGCAGAAGAUGCAAGCUGCAGCGGGAGGGAAGGGACGAGGAGCGGGUGGGAUGCCAAGUCCCGCUCAGAUUCAGGCUAUGCAGCGGGCGAUGCCGCCUGGGAUGAUGCAGCAGAUGCAGAGGGCGAUGAGAGGUGGGGGAGGUAUGCAGGAGAUGAUGAAAACGAUGAUGAGGGGACAGGGAGGAGAUCAGUUCGAUAUGGAGGAGAUGCAACGCAUGAUGUCGCAGAUGGGCGGUGGAAUGGGCGGUCUUGGAGGAUUGGGCGGGUUAGGUGGACUGGGAGGCGGCGGAACGGGAGGUACUGGAGGAAUGCCAAACAUGGCAGACAUGUUCAAGAUGAUGGGUAUGGGUGGGGGAAAUCGAUGAUAAUGAUUCUCAGUACUUUCG
Molecule: messenger RNA, 1766 nt
Organism: Fomitiporia mediterranea MF3/22
Lineage: Eukaryota; Fungi; Basidiomycota; Agaricomycetes; Hymenochaetales; Hymenochaetaceae
Product: signal recognition particle protein
Exons: 7
Coding region: 9-1745 (578 amino acids)
Biological process (GO): SRP-dependent cotranslational protein targeting to membrane; SRP-dependent cotranslational protein targeting to membrane, translocation
Cellular component (GO): cytosol; signal recognition particle, endoplasmic reticulum targeting
Molecular function (GO): ATP hydrolysis activity; 7S RNA binding; GTP binding
Source: RefSeq, a predicted model, not a curated record